This is a messenger RNA of Urocitellus parryii (Arctic ground squirrel), 2766 nucleotides long. RefSeq names its product SUZ RNA binding domain containing 1 (gene Szrd1). NCBI's taxonomy places the organism in Eukaryota, Metazoa, Chordata, Mammalia, Rodentia, Sciuridae. The record is from RefSeq and is a predicted model, not a curated record.
GGGGUUGGGGGAGGAGGGAAAGUGGCGAGUAAGAUGGAAGAUGAGGAGGUCGCUGAGAGCUGGGAGGAGGCGGCAGACAGCGGGGAAAUAGACAGACGAUUGGAAAAAAAACUGAAGAUCACACAAAAGGAGAGGAAAUCCAAAUCUCCUCCCAAAGUGCCCAUUGUGAUUCAAGACGAUAGCCUUCCCACGGGGCCCCCUCCACAGAUCCGCAUCCUCAAGAGGCCCACCAGCAACGGUGUGGUCAGCAGCCCCAACUCCACCAGCAGGCCAGCCCUUCCUGUCAAGUCCCUAGCCCAGCGGGAGGCUGAGUACGCUGAGGCCCGGAAACGGAUCCUGGGCAGCGCCAGCCCUGAGGAAGAGCAGGAGAAACCCAUCCUCGACAGGCCAACCAGGAUCUCCCAGCCCGAAGACAGCAGGCAGCCCAAUAAUGUGAUCAGACAGCCUUUGGGUCCCGAUGGGUCACAAGGCUUCAAACAGCGCAGAUAAAUGCAGGCAAGAAAGGAUGCCGCCGCUGCCGCCAUCACCACCUCCUGGGUCGUCCACCACGGGUCGUACUGCCGUGGCAGACAGCUGGACUUGAGCAGAGGGAACGACCUGACUUACUUGCACUGUGAUCCCCCUUGCUCCGCCCACUGUGACCUUGAACCCCAUGCACUGUGACCUCCCCCCUUACUCCCCUUCCCACUGUGAUUGGCACAUCAACAAGGGCUGUUCCAAGUCAAUGGAAAUGGAAAGGGUGGGGGCUGGGGGAGAGCUGGGGGUCCCAUCAAGGACUCAGAGUAGAGAGUCAGACAGUGCCACUCGGCCACUUGGGGUAAAGCCAGUGCCAGCAAUAACAGUUUAUCAUGCUCAUUAAUUUGGGAUUUCAAAACACAAAUGAGAACUCCCACCCACCCACCCCCAAGUGCAUGUCUUCAUCACUUAAAAAGUAAGUUCCAUUUGAAAAUAUCCUUUCCUUUUUUUUUUCCUUCCUAUUUUUGUUUGUUUAUACAAAUAUCUGAUUUGCAAGGAAAGUGCAUGGGAGGGGGUUUUAGCAGUUUAAUGAAUUUUUAAUUGAGAAAGGGUAGUUUGGUAGCCUACUUAAAAAUGUUUCUGGGAAAUUUGCUGGAAACAUUAACCAAUAGGAUUUUGGUGAGCUUAGCUUCUGUAUUCCUACUGCCGCCCAGAAAAGGGGCAGGGCUCUGCACCCCAGGACAGAUGAGCACCCCAUGCCUUUACCUCCCUCCCCCAGCUAGGUUCCGGGCCUCUUGGCCCUGCCUGGAGACAGGGCUAGCUCUAUAGGCUCAGAGAGCCUGGGGAGGGUGCCAACCCACCUCUAGUAUUUUGGGAGACAGGGAAAGUGACAGACUUCCCCUUCCUCUACCCCUCAGGGUGGCUUCCUACCAGCCAGGCUUGCUACUUCUAGAGGAAAGCAGGAAGCAUCAGAGAGUGAGGCUGCACUCCUGCCUUAGGAGCAAGGGAUAGGAGGCUUGUCAAGUGUUUGCUGUCAGCACAAGAAGACCAGGAGAGAGUCUGGCUCCGGGACUUCGGGCCAUUUGCUCAGUGUGGUCAGAAGGUAGAGGGACCUGCCCACUCCAGCAAGGAUAGAACUCUGAAGGGUCUGCGAGUGCUCCAUCUCCAUUGGUGGCCUCAGCUCAGUCCCUGUACCUGGUGUGCUUCCUAUGUGAAACCAGUACCGUGGGAACAGACCAGUCUGAAUAAAGUUGAGAGAAGAAGCAUUGCAAAGAUGGAUGGCCAACUAGUUCCCAAUGGUCUGGCCACCCUUCACCCCUUUUUCCAGAGUGAGGACUUGGAAUGAAGAUGAUUUCUCCUCUCCCUGGAGCUUUGAAGUUUGCUUUGGCUCCUUGGGCAGAACAAGCUAGAGGGCAAGUGCCCCGAGAGCAGCUCUACACAGCUUGCCCCCUCUUGGGCCCUCUGGUCCCUCCCAGCGCACUGCACCUUCCUCCCCAGCCAGCCAGGUGGCCUCACACUCCUGGCUAGCAGGUGGGGUUUGGAAUGGUUGGCAUGAUUUUGGAUUAGGGCAUCUUGUGGCAGCCCUGAUGGCAGGCUAGGGGUUCAGGCUCUCUCCACCUCGGUUCACCUGAUCUCAGCCUUGCCCUUAAGUGGUAAGUCAGGCCCAGGUAUGUCUCAAAACAUCUUCCCCUCAGGAGGAAGGGCCAGCUGUCAGUUGACUAGUCCACAGCACAGCCUUAGAACUGGGAAGCCAGGAAGUGUCUGGGAGUGGUGCUAGAGCAGAGCUCAACCGCAGGACGCACGGUCACCUCCAGGAGUGGACAGGAAGAACAUUGGCUGCUGUCUUAACAUGCACUGCCCUGACCAGGUGUCCACCUUCUAAAUGUCCAGUGCCCAUCCUCAAGUAAUAGUGAUUUCUGGCCCAUGGUGAGACUGUCUUUUGGGAGAAGGAUACAGAGGUAGUCCAGGUGGAAGGCCAGAGAAGUGCCGACUGCCCAGUCCUCAGGACCACCUGUUCUUGUCCUGCCUGCUCCAGUGGGAGCCAAGGGCAGACCAGCUGGUGAGGCUCUACAGAUUAAGAACCUAGCAGGGACUGGUUCUCCCACGUCCCUCUGGCCAAAGGUGGAGCUGUUGCCCACAUGUGCCUGUCACCACCCACCAACAGUCACAUCUUUGGCUUCCCGGUGGAGAGGUGGCAGGCAAAUGAAAGAAAACGAAAGAGGAGACUGUUGUGGGGGGAGGUGGGAGGGGUGAUGGGAAAACGGUUUGGAGUGUGUGUGUGUGUGUGUGUGUGUGUGUGUGUUUUGUUUU